Molecule: messenger RNA, 1728 nt
Organism: Trichoderma atroviride IMI 206040
Lineage: Eukaryota; Fungi; Ascomycota; Sordariomycetes; Hypocreales; Hypocreaceae
Molecular function (GO): catalytic activity
Source: RefSeq, a predicted model, not a curated record
AUGGCUGCUCAAGUCAGAGUUGAGGGAGUGUAUGGCCCCGGAUCAUUCACUGAUACAGCUUUUACGCCCGUGCCCGUGGAAAGCAAGAGGCUGCUUGUAGAGCUUGCAAAGAAGACACCCGGUUUCACCACUGAUCAAUCUCUUAUUGAUGGAGUAAAGUUUGUUGGCGAUGAGCUCCCCUGCAUACCAGGACCCAUCAAGUCUCAGGCUUUCACUGCAGCUCUUCAUGGAUUGGCGGGCAUCAUCGGUCACGAGAUCCUGCAGCUGCGUGGAUUCAAGACAUCCGGCGAGACUACGGUCAACACUGAUGCCGCUGGCAUGUUCCCUGCGACACCUGCUCUAGUACACAUCGAUGGAUCCGAAGGACCGCAGAUUCUCCAAAAUCCUGCGGUGAAAGUCUUUGAUCACGGUGCCGUCGCAACGCCUGUUAAGAUGCGAUCCCAGGCCAUCUAUCCAACGGCUACUCCUGGUGUCUGGUUUCAGCUCCACGGUAGCUUGGGCCCAGAACCCAUUCUCCGAUCCAUUGGCGUUGACCCAAAUGCCACUUUUGCAUCUGGAGAUGAGGCAUACGAACAUAUUAAGAAAAUCACCCAGACAUACACUGCAAGCGACCUCGAACAGCUCAUGGUAAAUCGAGGUUUCCCGGGAUCUAUUGUGCACUCGCCCGCGGGUUGGCUGGGCACCAUGAUGGGUCGCUCGCUCGCUCGACACCCACUCGUCAACUACAACAAGGCCCAAUUUACGGAGGCAACCCCCCCAGCUGCAUUCCCAACGGCACAGGAGAAUCCAGAUGCAAGGCCUCUUGCUGGCAUUAAAGUGCUGGAGUUGGCAAGGGUUAUCGCUGCACCAGCCUGCGGCACAAUCUUGGCGGCAAUGGGAGCCGACGUUAUUCGUGUGAACAGCAGCCAUCUCCCGGACUUUACACCGGCUCAACUCACGCUCAUGGCGGGGAAACGCUCUAUCGACCUCGACCUCGGCAAAGACGAGGAUAAAGAGACUCUUGAGUCUUUGGUAGCUGAUGCCGAUGUCAUCAUCCAGGGCUAUAGACUAGGAUCACUUGAAAGACGCGGAUUUGGCAAGUCGUUGGCUUUGGAGUUGGCCGCUGCUCGCAAGCGUGGCGUCGUCUAUUUGGACGAAAAUUGCUAUGGCCCCGACGGCUACUAUGCUGAGCGUCCAGGAUGGCAACAGGUCGCCGACGCUGCUGCGGGCAGUUCUUAUGUUGUUGGCAAGGCAUACGGCUUUCCUGAUGGCCAGGGCGUCCUCCCUUCACUUCCAAUCAGCGACAUGUCUACAGGCAUUCUCUCCGCAGUCAACGUCAUGAGCAUGCUGAGAGAUCGGGCCCGCUACGGUGGCAGUUGGUCAGGCUGCUCGAGCUUGACGGGUUACAAUGCCGCUACUCUGGAGUCAUGGGUCGGUCUGUACCAGCCAGACAUCGUCAAGCGCAUACAAGAUAGGUUCCAAUUUGAGCCGAUGACAAGCGAUCUCCAUGUCAUCGAGCUGUAUUACGCCAUCGUCCAAUCCUGGGACAGAUACGCUGAGCGGGACGGUAACUCGUACACGAGAAACGAGGAAUUCUAUACUCACUUCAAAGAUAGCGUCUACGGCAAGGACUUGCGUAUUUUGGCACCUAUUGUGCAAUAUACGAACCCUGCGGAUAAGAACUCGACUCCUAAGUGGACAUCACCGCCGGUGCCAUUCUGCUUUAACGAGACGGCUAUCUUCAAUUAA